Pristis pectinata (smalltooth sawfish) is the source of this 1963-nucleotide messenger RNA. RefSeq names its product beta/gamma crystallin domain-containing protein 3-like. NCBI's taxonomy places the organism in Eukaryota, Metazoa, Chordata, Chondrichthyes, Rhinopristiformes, Pristidae. Gene Ontology annotation, biological process: visual perception; lens development in camera-type eye. The transcript is spliced from 4 exons. Gene Ontology annotation, molecular function: structural constituent of eye lens. The coding region runs from base 617 to 1063 and encodes 148 amino acids. The record is from RefSeq and is a predicted model, not a curated record.
UGAUACAAAUUAGCUUGAAGCGGGUUUAAGUGGCAGCACUCCUAACUAAAUACCACAGGAUUAAUGUAACUUCAAAUUAACUUAUUAUUUCUAAUGCACCUAUUGUGCAUGCAAAUAGCAAGAUUGCAGCAGGAAUCCAUUGGACUAUAUCUGUUGUGAAACCUUCACUGGCCCAUUAUAACAAUGGGCCGAUAGUCCACAUGCCUCAGACCUUCUAGCCUCUGACUCCUCAAUUAGUCACUCUGACCCCUGGGCCCUCCUGGACUAACGCCAGACCUUUCCAUCUCAAGCCACAGUGGCGGAGGCCAAACCGAUUCCACCAAUAUCCAACAUCUUCCCCCUAGUCGUGCCACUCCACCCUUCUUCACCUCCCCAUCACUUCCACCACUCACUACCCUCUUCAUGCAACGUCAUUGUUCAAAAGAAGUUAUGAUUAGGUGUGGGUGAUAUACUUCACAAGAGCACAUAUACUCAAAGUCCCAGCUUCUAUUCACAAACCUUCAAAUUAUAUUGUUUGCAUCUAAUUAGAUGGAUAGGCCUAUGAACAUGCCAACUUUAGAGGGAAGCAGUUGGUUUUGCAAUGUAGUGAAAUAACCAACUGGAAUAAAUUCAGUGGAUGAAAACAAUUGGAUCACUUCAUCCUCUAAAACAGCCCAUGAUGUACUUCAGAAUUAAAAACAAGGCAACGAGAACAUUUGUGACGGUUUGUGGAGACUCAGCAAACCCAAGGUGGUCUAAGUUAUCUGUCUGUUCUUACAAUGGUAAAACUACACAGGUGUGGUUUUAUUGCAAUGGACUUAUUAAAUCCAAGGCUAACUAUGCAUGCAUAGACAUCAUUGGCGGUCAAGGAAAACCUGGAACAAAAGUAAAUCUUUGGACGGAGCAUGGGCGUAAUCAUCAGAAAUGGAGAAUCAACAGCAAUGGAACCAUUACUUCUUUUCUGGAUUUAAACCUCCGACUUGAUGUUAAAGGUGGUGAUUUCAAUGACAAGGAUAACGUCAUUUUAAACAUGGCAGAAGAAGAACAACAAACACAGUUCUGGGACAUUGAAAUGCUGAGAUGAGGAAAACAGACAAACAAAAAUAUUGUUUGGAUUGAGCAAUUAAAACUGUAAUCAUUGCCAAAACUAAAAGCCUAAUGCCUUUCAGGCAAUUUAAAUUUAUACAGUUGAGGUUAUUUCCAAGCCAAAUAAUCACAGCUGAGUAGCACCAUUCUUUUGGCAAACAGAUACUGCACUGGAGAGAAAACAAUUGCACAUUUACUUGCUUAUUCUCCACUUAAACUAGAACUGCUAAUUCAUAUUAAUCAAUCAAAGAGUCACAGAAAACACCACCAUUCUCUACAAUGCAACUUAGUGUUAAGGGCAAAGGACACAGAUGUUUCCUUGAGUCCAGUAUAAUUUGGAACAUUAUUACAUUGAAAUCUAACAGUAGGUUCCAAUGUAAUCCAACUAGAAUUUACAAGGCCCCAAAUCAAAAUAACCACAUUUGAAAAUGCAAAGCUCACUGCAUCAGUAUAAAAAUCUCUAUUGCAUUGAUAAACUCUAUGUAGUUUGACAUUUAACCUUAUUUUUUUUAAGUAUGUUAAUUUUUUAUACAACUAUAGCUUCAAAUGCUAAGGCUUACCUUGGAUUAAUGUUAAUUUGUACUGAUUUUUAAAUUAUUGUAAAUAAGUAAAGAUUGUAUUUGUAUUAUGUUCUUGAUCAGAAAAAACGGGAUCAAUAUGUGGAUGAAUGUUUUCAUACCAAUUAAUUCUCUAGGAAGUUUACCUGCCAGUUUCCUUGUACUUUAGAAUGGAGGGAGAGAGAGGGAGCAAGCGAGCGAUAUGAUAUUUCAUCUGCCUCAAAUAUAUACCUGUGCCCUAGAGAAAGCUGACUCGGGUGACGAUGUAAUUCAAUGUUAAAUUUUAGCUAAGGUAUAAUAAUAGAUCUCUUGAACCACUGGAUUAAAAUAUUAAAACGUUA